GCAGCAACAGAGUCGUUUGUUUCUGAAAUAACAUCAGAUAAAAGUAAAUUGGAUAGAAUUAGCAUAUCAAGUAACGAUGAAAGUGUUCAAAGACAAUUGGGUGUUUUAUCAUAUGAAUCUGAUGAUAUAAGUGAAUCCGGCAUUGUUUUUGAUCUCUCCUCAAUUUCUAAAUUACCAUGGGAAUCAAAAAAAAUUGAAACAAAUACUAUAGUUAGCAAUAGUUUUGAAGAUGAAAUUGCUGCACUUAAUAAUAGUUUAAAAGACAACUUAAAUAAUAGUAGUCUUGAAACUAAUAAUGAAAGCAAUAUAUUUUCUUCUAAUAUA
Messenger RNA from Dentiscutata heterogama, 324 nucleotides. NCBI's taxonomy places the organism in Eukaryota, Fungi, Glomeromycota, Glomeromycetes, Diversisporales, Gigasporaceae. The record is from the annotation of a GenBank genome assembly.